This is a messenger RNA of Lottia gigantea (owl limpet), 1197 nucleotides long. RefSeq lists its product as hypothetical. Gene Ontology annotation, cellular component: centrosome; mitotic spindle; HAUS complex. The record is from RefSeq and is a predicted model, not a curated record. Gene Ontology annotation, biological process: spindle assembly; centrosome cycle. The transcript has 5 exons. Bases 1 to 648 code for a protein of 215 amino acids. NCBI's taxonomy places the organism in Eukaryota, Metazoa, Mollusca, Gastropoda, Lottiidae.
AUGGGCAGAAGGUUUACAACUUUGAAUCUCUCACGUGAUCUCCUAAGCGGAGUCACGUGGUAUGGUAGAAUUAAGAAGUUAAACGAGACUUACCUUGUUAUGGAAGAUCCUGUAUUGACUAGCAAUAAAUAUGAACGUGGUACCAUAGAUACUAGAGAUACAUCUACUUCUAGAUUACAUCAAAUAAUAGAUCAAGGUCCUACUAAUAAUGAUGAGAAACAGUUAUUUUUAACCUACAGUAGUUUAUUAGAAGGUGGUGAAAAAUUACAUCAUUGUCAUCAAGCAUCUAAAACCACAAUGUUAAGUACAGCUACUAAAUAUUAUGAUAAGAUACACUUAUUAGAGAGUAAUUUAAAGACAUGUGAAGAGACUAUUUAUAAAGGAUCCAGUACAACUAGUGGUCAUCCUGUACUUAGUCCACCACAUGUUCAAGAAUCUAUCAAACAACUAGAAGAUCUUUUACAAAAACUCGAAGCUUCUAUUGUAGAAAAGCUAAGAGAAAUUAAUAAUAAGAAAGCUGCAUUACAGAAAGAUAAUUUAUUAAUGAGAGAAAAAACAUUAUUUGUGGAUUUUUUAAUAAAUCCUGGUAGAAUACAACAAGCUCUUGAAAAACUGUCGAAUCGACUUCAUGCUAUGAGUGUACAGUAGUACUGUAAACAAUCUGAUUAAAAUUUAGAUCUAGAUGUCUUGUUUCGUGUGUUUUCAUGUUACCUUUUAUUUUCAUGUUACAUUUUAUUAUAAUGAGGUCGUAUAUUGUUGUUGCCUCUGUCCGUACACCCGUACAAUCGGUUUGUGAACGCAAUAGAGACUACAGUUUUUAUACGCCCACAUUUUCUUGUGUCGCCCCUGUCUGCCCGUCAGUCCGUCCGCCCGUUCACAAUUGGCGUAUGAACACAAUAGAGACUACAGUUUUUAUCUGAAUUUUAUUAAAUUUUUUGGUGUGAUCAUUUAUAUUGAUGAGAUCUUGGACUAGUUCGAAUUUGACGAUCUUUUGAGUAAUUUCCCCUGACUUACGAAAACGCGUCAAAAUUUGUUUGUGAACACAAUAGAGACUACAGUUUUCAUCCGGUGUAAAUGAAAUUUGGUGUGAUCAUUUAUAAUGAUGAAAUCUUAGACAAUGUCCAUAUUCCAAUCUAGACUGCAGGCCCGGUACUCGCUAACUCGCCUAAUAAGUCAGUAGAUGAUCCAAUGUGUCUU